AUGGCCGAAACUCGCAAGAGAAAACGGUUGUCAGAUAGCGGCAAGUUUGAAUCAGAGCCACAACCUCUUCAGGAUACUCCGAACGACGAACCUGCUGAAAAAGUAGCUCAAUCCACGUCGAAAAAAGCUGUCCGCAGAACGCUCUUCGUGCGAUCGUUACCCGCAUCGGCAACAACAGAGUCCUUAACUGAAUACUUUUCUCAAUCCUAUCCCAUAAAACAUGCGACGGCGGUUGCGGACCCACAAACAAAACAAUGCAAGGGGUACGGUUUCGUGACCUUUACGGACGUCGAAGAUGCCCAACGUGCUUUGGAAGAACUAAAUGGUUCUAUAUUCGACGGCCGGAAGAUUGUGAUUGAAGUCGCUGAGCCGCGCCGUCGAGAGAUCGAUGAGAAGGUUGGGAAAAGCGUCCCUUCUGCUGAGGCGACUAAAGUGAAGGAAGAAAGGGAACAGCGGAGAAAGGACGCGCAGCCUCCAAAACUUAUCGUUCGAAACUUACCGUGGAGUGUGAAAGAGCCCGAGCAACUAGCAGUGCUUUUUAGAAGCUACGGCAAAGUCAAGCAUGCUGACAUCCCAAGAAAAGGCACUCGACAUUCCGGUUUCGGUUUCAUUGUGAUGAGAGGGAAAAAGAAUGCGGAGAAGGCGAUUGAAGGGGUUAAUGGGAAAGAACUGGAUGGAAGGACAUUAGCCGUGGACUGGGCCGUGGACAAGGAGGUUUGGCAAAAUCUACACCAAUCUACAGACGAUUCCGAACAGAAAAUAGCGGAAGACGAAGCCGCAGACAACGAAGGCAUGGGAUCCGGAGUAGAGGACGGCUCGGAAGGAUCAGAUGAAGCCGACGAGAUAGUUUCUGAUGUUGAUGCUGCAAUGGAGCACGUUGAUAUUAGCGGCUCCGAAAGUGAAGAAGACGAAGAGGAGGAAGAUGAAGAAGACGAUGAAGGUGAAGAGGAUGAUCGAAAUGCGUCCACCAUUUUCAUUCGGAAUCUCCCAUUCGGCGCAACAGAUGAGACCCUUGGUGAACAUUUCGCCCAAUUUGGUGCAGUUCGUUAUGCGAGGGUAGUCGUUGAUCCCGAGACAGACCGCCCGAGAGGGACGGCGUUUGUUUGUUUUUGGAAAGAAGACGAUGCCAAAGCAUGCAUACGAGAAGCUCCAAAGCGGACGGACCAGGGACCGUCGCAAGAAUCAAAACACAAGUCUGCAAUAGCGAUCAAGAAGUCUGUCCUGGAAGACGAACAAACCGAUCCUUCAGGUAAAUAUACGAUGGACGGUCGUGUUUUGCAAGUAUCCCAGGCUGUGUCUAGAAAAGAGGCCGGUAGACUUGAGGCGGAAGGGUCGUCCCGUCGUGAUGCUCGGGAUAUGGACAAACGGAGACUUUAUCUGUUGUCUGAGGGGACGAUUGCAACAAACUCGCCUCUCUAUUCCAAGCUAUCUCCAUCUGAAGUAAAGAUGAGGGAAGCUAGCGCCAAGCAGCGCCAGAAGCUCAUCAAGAGUAACCCGAUGCUGCAUAUUAGUCUUACUCGACUAUCUGUUCGAAAUAUUCCAAGGCAUAUCGAUUCCAAAGCACUCAAACAAUUAGCAAGAGAAGCAGUUGUUGGUUUCGCCAAAGAUGUGAAGAGCGGCCUCCGCCAGCCACUAUCGAGAGAAGAACUUUCCAGAAGCGCAGACUUGAUGAAAGAACAAGAGACGUUGCGGAAAAUCAAAGGCAAAGGCAUAGUCAAACAGGCCAAAGUCAUCUUCGAAGGGAGAGAAGGAAGCAAAAUCUCAGAAACAGCCGGCGCGGGAAGAAGUAGAGGAUACGGAUUUGUGGAGUACAGCACCCACAGGUCUGCUUUGAUGGGGCUGAGAUGGCUCAAUGGCCACGCCGUCGGUGCAUCUGGGUCUUCGAAAGUUGAUCCAGAGGAGAAGAAGAAACGGCUUAUUGUGGAAUUCGCCAUUGAAAAUGCACAGGUCGUGAAACGCAGACAAGAGGCAGAAGUGAAAGCCCGCACCCAAAAGGAGAUUAAACCACAAGAUAAACGAACACCGUUUGCUACCACAAACGCUAGCGGAUCAAAGCAUGGAAUGAAGCGAAAGCGGACCGAUCGACCAAGUGAAAUGAAUGGGAAAAGAGUGAAGCCCUCAGCGCCAGUGCCAGCGCCCGCUGGCGCUAGCAAAUCCGAAGACCAAAAUCACGUUGCAAAAAGGAAUCGUAUCAUCGCGAAAAAGCGUAUGAUGAGGAAAACAAGAAAAGGGAAAUAG
This is a messenger RNA of Uncinocarpus reesii 1704, 2238 nucleotides long. RefSeq lists its product as uncharacterized. NCBI's taxonomy places the organism in Eukaryota, Fungi, Ascomycota, Eurotiomycetes, Onygenales, Onygenaceae. The transcript has a single exon. Bases 1 to 2238 code for a protein of 745 amino acids. The record is from RefSeq and is a predicted model, not a curated record. Gene Ontology annotation, molecular function: RNA binding.